AUGAGUGGCGUCAAGGGAGAGCCGAUGUACGUGGAAGAAUACGAUGAGAGAACGGGAAAGGUCUCGGGCAGACUGGUCGCAAGCACGAAACAGAAACCGAAAGUGCAUGAGUCUCGCAAGUCGAGGAGAUCGUACAACGACACGGCAUAUCCAGGAGAAGGCAGUUCGAGGGAUGCGCCACUGAUGGGCGAGAGAAAGGAAGUGAGGAUUGAACGUCGCAAAUCAACAAGCAGCGGGAGUUCCAAGUCACCUCACAAGACGAGACCACCCUCAGCACACGAGAACAGAACCUUCCUAAAAUCUUCGAUCCCAAGCUCUUCCAAGAGGGAGUCCAUGGAUCCAUCAAAUUACGGAUACGCAACACCAACGGGCGCUCCAGUUAUGUCGCAACCAAUUCCACACCGACCCCGAGCAAUCACCACGCAAUCACAUCCAAGACCUGUUAGUUAUCAUGCCCCUCUGCCAGGUGGUGGAUACAGUCGUCCCCCAUUAUCUAUGUCCGCAUUCUACCCACAACCGCCAAUGAUCACCCCUUCCUAUCCUGCCCCUUCGCCAUCGUAUAUGGAUAACGUACGAUAUACCACGGCGCCACAGACUGAGUACGCUCAACCCCAAGCACGGCCACUUCAAUCAAGGUUCGAAUCAAGGGUCGAUCCAAUCUCACGCACCCCAUCAGCUUUCGAGCCCAUCACCCGUACACCAUCAGCCUUUGAACCUAUCCCUCGGACUUCGUCAGCAUAUGGAACCCGGUCUGCUUAUGAAGGGACUGGGUCAUACUUUGAUGACUCUUAUGCCUCAGCUUCAGAAGGAGCCACGAUUCGAAGAUCCGAUAGAAGAGAAAGCAUACGGAUUCCAUCGAGUGGUUUGACCAAGGCCCAGUCGGAAUAUAUGGCCAUGCCCCCGCCUAUCAUUCGACCCGGCAUUCUUCGCAGGUCAACCGAGUACCCUCGUGGGACUAUGGAAUACACACUUGAUCCGGAUCCAUACCGCGAUGGUCGAACAGAGUAUCGUCGUGAAGGAUCUCGUCCCCGACGGUCAAGCUCGAACCGGCACUCGGUAUCGUACGACCUUCCUAGAGAGGACGAGAGUGUCAGGGUUGAAGCCGCGAACAGUGGUCGCCGGAGAAGUGGUUAUUAUGAGCCGCCAACAUCGACUCAAGCUCCCGCGUAUGAAGACAAGCUUCACAAAGCAGCAACAUAUCAAGAAGAUGUGGGUGGGCCGACCGUACCCCUUACAGCGGAGACUUUGAAGAGACAGCAACGACGACAUGGCGGUAGUAGCAGGAGUACCAAGAGCAGUCAGAGUCGGGAUGAGAGCGAUUAUAAGAAGUCCGCAACGACUCGGACAACACGAAGCAUGAGCAACGAUAACGACGAGAAUGUGACUAUCAAAGUCACCGGCACGGCUCGGGUCAUGGUUGGCGGCGCUCAGAUCCAUUGCGAUGAAGGUGGAGAGAUUGAGAUCAAGCGCCAGAAGAGCCUUCGCGAUGGCAGCGAACGAUCGAAUUCGGAAUAUGGGGGAGGUGGAGGAGGAGGAGGGGGAGCAGGAGCAGGAGCAAGACGGCUUGAAGAUCGUCGGAGCCGACUCGAGCGGCCCGCGCUUGGGAGGUCCAACAGAAGCUCGCAUUCUGGUCACUCAUACAAUCGUUCGACACCUCACUAUCCCGGGGAAAACUUGAUUUGA
Molecule: messenger RNA, 1683 nt
Organism: Hyaloscypha bicolor E
Lineage: Eukaryota; Fungi; Ascomycota; Leotiomycetes; Helotiales; Hyaloscyphaceae
Exons: 1
Coding region: 1-1683 (560 amino acids)
Source: RefSeq, a predicted model, not a curated record